Molecule: messenger RNA, 769 nt
Organism: Oenanthe melanoleuca
Lineage: Eukaryota; Metazoa; Chordata; Aves; Passeriformes; Muscicapidae
Gene: DIRAS1
Product: DIRAS family GTPase 1
Exons: 1
Coding region: 17-613 (198 amino acids)
Biological process (GO): signal transduction
Cellular component (GO): plasma membrane
Molecular function (GO): GTPase activity; GDP binding; GTP binding
Source: RefSeq, a predicted model, not a curated record
GCGACUGCGGGGCAAGAUGCCGGAGCAGAGCAACGACUACCGGGUGGUUGUGUUCGGGGCCGGCGGCGUGGGCAAGAGCUCGCUGGUGCUGCGCUUCGUCAAGGGGACCUUCCGCGACACCUACAUCCCGACCAUCGAGGACACCUACCGGCAGGUGAUCAGCUGCGACAAGAGCGUGUGCACGCUGCAGAUCACCGACACCACCGGCAGCCACCAGUUCCCGGCCAUGCAGCGCCUGUCCAUCUCCAAGGGCCAUGCCUUCAUCCUGGUCUUCUCGGUCACCAGCAAGCAGUCGCUGGAGGAGCUGAAGCCGAUCUACCAGCAGAUCGUGCAGAUCAAGGGCAGCGUGGAGAGCAUCCCCAUCAUGCUGGUGGGCAACAAGUGCGACGAGACGCAGCGCGAGGUGGAGAGCAGGGAGGGGGAGGCCAUGGCCAAGGAGUGGAAAUGCGCCUUCAUGGAGACCUCGGCCAAGAUGAACUACAACGUCAAGGAGCUCUUCCAGGAGCUGCUGAACCUGGAGAAGAGGAGGAACGUCAGCCUCACCAUCGACGGGAAGCGCUCCAGCAAGCAGAAGAGGACAGACAAAAUCAAGGGGAAGUGCAGCAUCAUGUAGAGCCCCGGACUGGCCCGCGCCCCCUCCCCACAUCCCGGUGUCCCCCUCCCCUCCUCCCCCCCACGGCUGGACAGUGGCAGUGGCAUCGCAGCGGGACCGUCCCUCGUCCUCCGUGUGCCAUCACUGUGACUGUGCGGGGACAGGGUGAGGACGGGG